GUGGGCUUCAGGAAAGGGGGCGUUGACAUCUUUUGCAGAAGGACCCAGUUGGAGGUUGUGCUCUCAGUCAUGCUACUGGUCUUCCGGCUGUCUCUGGUGGCCUGCCUGGUUGUUCUGGGACUUGGAUCCAGCUCAGACAGUGGGCCUGGCCUUUGCCUGUCUCCGACAUGCAUCACAGUGACAAGUCAGAUUAUGGAGGCGAUGGACCGCAGUGCAGACCCUUGCCAGGACUUCUACCAGUUUUCCUGCGGGGGCUGGAUCAGGAAGAACCCUCUGCCUCAGGGACACSCUCGCUGGGACACCUUCGACGUUCUCUGGGAGCAGAACCAGGCACUGCUCAAACACCUGCUGGAGAACAAGACAUUUAUCGGCAGCAGCGAGGCAGAGAGGAAGACUCAGUCCUACUACCUGUCCUGUCUCAACACRCAGAGGAUCGAGGAUCUGGGAGCUCAGCCGCUCGUGGACCUCAUCACCAAGAUUGGGGGCUGGAACGUGACAGGUCCAUGGGGCAAAGACAACUUCAUGGAGGUUCUGAAGAUGGUGUCAGGUCGGUUCGGAGCUCAGCCCUUCUUCAGCGUCCAAGUCAGCUCCGACCUCAAGAACUCCAAUAGUAACGUGAUCCAG
Austrofundulus limnaeus is the source of this 624-nucleotide messenger RNA. RefSeq names its product endothelin-converting enzyme 2. Lineage: Eukaryota; Metazoa; Chordata; Actinopteri; Cyprinodontiformes; Rivulidae. Gene Ontology annotation, molecular function: metalloendopeptidase activity. The record is from RefSeq and is a predicted model, not a curated record. Gene Ontology annotation, cellular component: plasma membrane. Gene Ontology annotation, biological process: protein processing.